AGGGGUGUGGUCCCCCUGGCCUUCGGGCCUUGGAGCCACAUGGUCUGAUCCCAUGUUACUUCCAAGCCGUGUGAGGACCGGCGCAGCCGGCACACUCAUGCCACUCCUACAUGGUCUCUGCCAAUCACUGGCCGGCUGGCAGGCAGCCUCCUUCGGCGAAGGUUGACUGGGAAGUCAGGCCACUCGCUGGGACGGAGCAAGAGACCAGCCAAGGGCGUGGGACGGAGACCCCAGCUCUGCGGACCCGCGAGCCGGCCAGCCAGCCAGUGUGCAACUGGCAAGUGUGUUCCCUGCCGGACACCACUGGGCAGACCAGACCAGGAGCCCGGCCCCGCAGGAGCUCAAGCCACCCUUGGAACACGUCAUUAGCCAAGCCCAGUGCCUCUGUCCUGGGUGCCACCUGCCCAGGGACUGUGUGGCAGCAGCUGCAUGAAGGUGAAGCCCUGGGAGCGAUGCCCGUCCAGCAGGACACAGGCCUCUCGGGGUGCAGCCUUCUGCAGCCCUGUAUAGGCAGGGCCAUGAGGCAGGGGCUCUCAGAGGGAACACACAGCGUUGAGAUGGUCAGCAAGCACCCAGAAGCUCAGUCUUCACGGUGCCCUGAGAACGGAGCAGAAUCAAGCCCGCCUGUCCACUGGGGAGAGCUGGCGUCUGCAGGGCACCCACCUCCCUGCCCAGCCGUGCGGUACGGGCUCCUCUGUGCGGACCCCCCUCACGGCGCAUGAUAGUUCUCCUCAUAGAAGUCCAGAAUUCUCUGGCUAAGGCUUUUCUUGGGUGAUUUGUUUCUAUGGCCAGUUUGAAUUGAAUUAUUUUUCUCUUAUAGUUUCCAAGUUAUUUCUGGUAUUAGGAAAAACAUAUAGAUAGAAUAAACGGAUAUG
Messenger RNA from Manis pentadactyla (Chinese pangolin), 875 nucleotides. RefSeq lists its product as uncharacterized. Bases 111 to 722 code for a protein of 203 amino acids. NCBI's taxonomy places the organism in Eukaryota, Metazoa, Chordata, Mammalia, Pholidota, Manidae. The record is from RefSeq and is a predicted model, not a curated record. The transcript has 3 exons.